Symbiodinium sp. CCMP2592 is the source of this 534-nucleotide messenger RNA. NCBI's taxonomy places the organism in Eukaryota, Dinophyceae, Suessiales, Symbiodiniaceae. The record is from the annotation of a GenBank genome assembly.
AUGGAGAAGAAAGCCAUCCAACUUAUGAUUCGCAACUUGAAGCGCCUUGAGCCUACCACCAGAGUGUCCAAGCAGAUGAUCAGAAGUAUUCUGUUGAGCUCAGCGGUGCAGUAUAGCAUGGCCUCGGAUUUCAAGGAUGAGGAUGCUUCGGGUACCGUGUGCUUUGCAGUGUCGACUACGGGGCUUAUGCAGUGGAAUAUGGCAUGGACGAUGGUUUUCACAUGUGUGAUUGUGCUUUUCAGUUUUGUUUGGUGGUGCAAACGCUCCCAUGUGAUCGCUACCCGCGCUGAGAUUGGUGUGCAAGCUGCAGUUCGUGAUGAUCGCGAUGAGCUUCGCUUUCAUGCUGAUGCAAUCAUUCGGCAGCAAAAGAAUGAGCUCGAUGAGAUGAAAGAGUGGAACAGGCAACUUCUUGACGAAUGCCGGGGACUUGAGUCGUGGAAUGAACGAUUGCGCAAUGAGGCGCAGCAGGUUCGUCGUCAGCCGCGUAUUGCGGAUGGUUUCCGCACGCGGGCGGUCCUACCACAGCAGUGCUGA